Brenthis ino (lesser marbled fritillary) is the source of this 345-nucleotide messenger RNA. Lineage: Eukaryota; Metazoa; Arthropoda; Insecta; Lepidoptera; Nymphalidae. The record is from the annotation of a GenBank genome assembly.
AUGGUUGCUCCUAAAACAGGCCGCAAGCACAAGAGGCAGGAAUCAGAAGUGUUGACGUCUACUCCCGUCAAAGCUGAACAAGCAUUGAAGUUUAAGAAGGCAAAUAUUAAAAAGACCAAGAUUUCGGAGUUAGAAGGCCCCAGAAAAACUAAAACUCAAAGAUCCUCAGUCUGGCAACAAAACAAAAACCGGAAACCAGAUUUUUACUGUUUAGUGUGCGCUGACAAAUACACUGAACCAUCAGCGGAAGAUUGGAUUCAGUGUAAUGAGUGCAAAAGUUGGGCACAUGAAGAUUGUAGUUCUUAUGUAGAAGAUGGCAGCUACUUCUGUGAUGAAUGCGACGAC